UCAAAAAACCAGUGGGAUGACAUUGCAGCCUGGUGAAAUCACAGAUUUAAAGCUUUGCUAAACCUAUUGGUCGAGCAGUCUUUUCCAUUAGAUGACAGACAAGAGACAAAACUGCACUUCCCUCUGAGCCAUGAGAGCAAAGUUGGAGGUCUUAGCCCUGGUCCUGGGCUUCAUUGGCCUGAUUGGGACCAUAGCUGUCACUGCCAUGCCCAUGUGGAGGGUCUCUGCCUUCAUUGGUGCCAAUCUCAUUGUCAUGGAGGAACUCUGGGAGGGCUUGUGGAUGGACUGCUACAGACAGGCCGACAUCAAGAUGCAGUGCAAGGUGUACGACUCGCUGCUAAUUCUUCCACUCGAGCUGCAGGCUGCCAGGGGGCUCAUGUGCGUGUCCUUAGUCCUGGUUGUCAUCUCACUGUUCUUCACAGGAUGUGGGACAAAUAAGAGCAAUUGUUGUGACGACAAUAGAAAAGGCAAGAACAUUACUCUGGCCUUAGCGGGGGGUUUGUAUCUGCUUUCCUUUUUGACCACACUCACCCCCGUCAGCUGGGUGGGAUAUACUGUCAUCAGCAACUUUUACAACCCAAUGGUGCUGGAUUCUCAGAAACGGGAGCUGGGGAAGGCCCUCUUCCUUGGUUGGGCCACUUCUGGUAUUCUGCUGAUCACUGCGGUCAUCCUUUUGUUUAGCUACAGCAAACGUAGCUCAAAGGAGGACGAGCCCUACACCGAUGCGCAUCCUAUGGCGGCAAGGAAUGUACAGAAAGAGGAUAGCGUGUACCUGGGGAGAAAGCCAUCCAGCUUUCAUAAGGAACAAGAAUAUGUGUAAAGAUCUGAACUGUAUUGACUAAAUAUGAUCUUUCAACGUUCCAUGUCUCUAAGAUUUGAAAGAUGUGGCCGGGUGGGGUCAGUGGUAGAGCAGGUGCACAUAUACGUAGAGGUUUAGGGCUCGAUGCAGAGGUCCAGGGUUUCGAGUUGGACCUGUGACCAUUUCCUGCACGUCUUCCCCCUCUCUCCCCCCUUUCUCACCUAGCUGUCCUGUCAAAAAUUAAAGGUGGAAAAGCCCAAACUAAUAAUCUUUAAAAA
Etheostoma spectabile (orangethroat darter) is the source of this 1077-nucleotide messenger RNA. RefSeq names its product claudin-4-like. The record is from RefSeq and is a predicted model, not a curated record. Gene Ontology annotation, molecular function: structural molecule activity. Bases 131 to 820 code for a protein of 229 amino acids. Lineage: Eukaryota; Metazoa; Chordata; Actinopteri; Perciformes; Percidae. Gene Ontology annotation, cellular component: membrane; bicellular tight junction. The transcript has a single exon.